AUGGCUCCCUGCACAGAAGCCGUGUAUCUGCACGACGCUUCGCUAAGAACCCUGACGACGGAGAUCAUCUCCCACCAACCAGUCUCAUCACUUCCGGAAAAUGAAAAAAGCUUGAUCAAGAACGCCGACCCAGAGGUCUCGGCGAUUACUACGCGCCAGACUAUCCUCUACCCGCAGGGAGGCGGACAGCCUAGCGACACGGGUUCCAUCGCCCUAGCAGACCAGGAGCCCACUUUCACAGUCUCCCUGGUGCGAAAAACCGAGGAUGGACGAAUCCUGCAUUUUGGCAAGUCUGCAGACCCAGAGACGCUCUUUGUUGAAGGCCAGAGUGUUAUUCAGCGAGUUGAUGGUGCCAAACGAGACUACCACUCUCGACUGCAUACGGGAGGACACAUCGUCGGUCUCGCGAUGGAGCUUCUCUUUCCCGAAAUGAGGAAAGUCAAAGCCAAUCAUUUCCCCAAGGAAGCAUGCAUGGAAUAUGAGGGUCUGCUAUAUAAUGAGCAGAAGCCAUUGAUCCAGGCCAAGGUGGAUGAAUUGGUCCAGCAGGAUUUACCCAUUUUGAUCACGUGGGUGGAAGACGGUUCAGAUCUAGAGGGCCGUGGAGCAUUGAGAGAUGGUCCUGUCCGUGUUGCAAGUAUCGGUGGUCUUGAUCAAAAUCCCUGUGGUGGAACUCAUGUCCCGACAACUAAGCUGGUAGGCCCGAUCACGAUACGCAAGAUUAGCCGGCAGAAGGGGAUCAGUCGGGUUUCUUAUGAAGUGCCCUUGGAAGUAUAA
Molecule: messenger RNA, 774 nt
Organism: Penicillium cataractarum
Lineage: Eukaryota; Fungi; Ascomycota; Eurotiomycetes; Eurotiales; Aspergillaceae
Exons: 2
Coding region: 1-774 (257 amino acids)
Biological process (GO): regulation of translational fidelity; alanyl-tRNA aminoacylation
Molecular function (GO): alanine-tRNA ligase activity; Ser-tRNA(Ala) deacylase activity; ATP binding
Source: RefSeq, a predicted model, not a curated record